This is a messenger RNA of Tripterygium wilfordii, 1480 nucleotides long. Its product is annotated as phytoene synthase 2, chloroplastic-like. The coding region runs from base 126 to 1319 and encodes 397 amino acids. The record is from RefSeq and is a predicted model, not a curated record. Gene Ontology annotation, biological process: carotenoid biosynthetic process. Gene Ontology annotation, molecular function: geranylgeranyl diphosphate synthase activity. The transcript has 5 exons. Lineage: Eukaryota; Viridiplantae; Streptophyta; Magnoliopsida; Celastrales; Celastraceae.
UCUCCACUUCCAUACAUAUAUGAAUCCAUGGGUUCAUCCCACCCUUUAUUAAGAACACACAACUCACCGACCUUAAUUUUCUCUCUUGAAACUUUUGAGUCCCAAAAGAGGCCGAAAGAAAGCAGAUGGGUGCAGGUGUACUUGAUAAUGCUGCAGCAGGCAGUAUAUUAAUACCCAGGAGUAUUAGUAAGAGGGAGAGCAGGUCCAGAUUUUGUUAUUCUUCAAAAAGAUUGGAUUUUUAUGGUGGUUCUUUUGCUGCUCUGUCAAGUGCUGUUGCAAAUCCAGCAAGGACUUCAGAGGAGAGGGUGUAUGAAGUGGUGUUGAAGCAGGCGGCUUUGGUGAGGGAGAGGGAUUUGUGGGUUAAGAAGAAGAAGAAAGUAGAUGAACCUGUAGAUGCUGUCAAGGGUUUAUCCAGUUGGGAUAUCUUGAAUGAGGCAUAUGAAAGGUGUGGUGAGGUUUGUGCUGAGUAUGCCAAGACUUUCUACUUGGGCACUUUACUCAUGACACCUGAAAGGAGGAGAGCUGUCUGGGCAAUCUAUGUAUGGUGCAGGAGGACUGAUGAACUGGUGGAUGGACCCAAUGCAUCCCACAUCACACCGAAAGCUCUUGACAGAUGGGAGGAAAGGUUGAAUGAUCUUUUCGAAGGCCGACCUUACGACAUGUUUGAUGCUGCUCUAUCUGAUAUUGUCUCAAAGUACCCUGUCGACAUCCAGCCUUUCAGAGACAUGAUUCAAGGGAUGAAAUUAGACUUGAAUAAGACAAGAUAUAACAACUUCGAUGAGCUAUAUCUCUACUGCUACUAUGUUGCUGGAACAGUUGGAUUAAUGAGUGUUCCUGUAAUGGGGAUUGCACCAGAAUCUAAGGCUUCGACUGAAAGCGUUUACAAUGCUGCUUUAGCUCUUGGCAUUGCUAAUCAACUAACAAACAUUCUCCGAGACGUCGGAGAAGAUGCACGGAGGGGAAGAAUUUACCUCCCACAGGACGAGCUAGCACAAGCAGGACUAUCUGAUGAAGACAUUUUCAGGGGAGAAGUGACAGACAAAUGGAGAAGUUUCAUGAAAGGACAGAUAAAACGUGCUCGGAUGUUCUUUGACAUGUCCGAAAAGGGUGUUUCGGAGCUUAAUCAAGCUAGUAAAUGGCCAGUAUGGUCAUCUUUGAUUCUGUAUCGCCAAAUAUUAGACUCCAUUGAGGCAAAUGGUUACAACAACUUCACGAAGCGAGCAUACGUAGAAAAAUCAAAGAAACUAGCAUCGUUGCCUGUAGCUUAUGUCAGAUCAUUGAUGGGUCCUUCAAAACUGUCUAAGCUUGCGAGGAAUUGAAGCUUUCCAGUCACUUUUCAUGGUUUCUUCUAAAUUAGGAGAGUCUGUAAAUACCAUGCUUUAAGUUACGUUUUAGUGGAUUUAUGAUGAUUGAGAACAAAACCGAUGUGCAUCUUUAAUUGAAACAAUUAUCGUUCGUAUCAAAUUCAUUUCUUGCAUGA